CCGCAAGGCCGGAAGUGCGCAGGCAGUGCUCGCGGCGGCGGCGACGGCGGCGGGAGGUUCGGUUGUCGCCCGUUGGCCGCGCGGCGCCGCGCUCGGCGGCCGCCAUUGCAGCUUAUUUUCAGUUGCUUUUUAAAGACGGGAAGCUCAUGGUGCAGAUCAUUAUUUCCAGUGCUGGGGCUGGAGGCCUGGCAGAAUGGGUGCUGAUGGAGCUACAGGGGGAGAUCGAGGCUCGCUACAGCACUGGAUUAGCUGGAAACCUCCUGGGAGACCUACAUUACACCACUGAGGGAUACAUUGGCCUGCAGGUUCCAAUUCAUAUGCGGUCCCCUGCUCACCACUGGAGAAUCAGCUCACUGCUGUCUAGAAAUGUUGCGUUGGUGAGCGGACCAUGCUUCAGCAGCACUGACCUGGUCACCCUCUACUGCCAUACCUUCCCCUGGGGGCUGGAACACAAAACAGGGAAGUGCAACCACUUCAGAGAGCCACCAAAUUUCUGCUUGCCUGACCGGGCCUGCAGCUCCCUUCUCCUGGGACUUACUUAG
Balaenoptera acutorostrata (minke whale) is the source of this 542-nucleotide messenger RNA. It is a transcript of the gene CHTF8, whose product is annotated as chromosome transmission fidelity factor 8. Gene Ontology annotation, cellular component: Ctf18 RFC-like complex. Gene Ontology annotation, biological process: mitotic sister chromatid cohesion. The record is from RefSeq and is a predicted model, not a curated record. The coding region runs from base 147 to 542 and encodes 131 amino acids. The transcript is spliced from 4 exons. Lineage: Eukaryota; Metazoa; Chordata; Mammalia; Artiodactyla; Balaenopteridae.